Messenger RNA from Fusarium tjaetaba, 3507 nucleotides. RefSeq names its product h-caldesmon. The transcript has a single exon. The record is from RefSeq and is a predicted model, not a curated record. NCBI's taxonomy places the organism in Eukaryota, Fungi, Ascomycota, Sordariomycetes, Hypocreales, Nectriaceae. The coding region runs from base 1 to 3507 and encodes 1168 amino acids.
AUGCCGGCCAACAACCAACGACCGGCCGCCCAAACUCCGGUAUCACCACGAAAUACGGCAAAAUACACCAACAAGGAUGGCUCCAAGUUUAUCACCGUACCUAAGGGCGCUACCUCUGAGUCUUCUUUGCCUCCGACCCCCACAACUGCUAAAGCCAGUGCCCCCCCACUAGAGGCUUCCAACCCCGACAAUGACCCUGCUCCAACAGUCAACCGCAAGAAGCAGAAGCGUAGACAGAAGGCUGCUCUAAAAGCCGCACAACAGGCUGCGAAUGGACAUACCGACAAUGUCGCGAGUGGUGGUGCACGCACUGGGUCUACCUCAGGCCGUGGUCCCGCCGAUCAUGAAGAGGUUGAAAGCGACGACGAGCAUGAGUAUGUCCUGGCGAGCGAAUUAACAGGCCCAACUACAAAUGGACACCUCCCUUCGGAUUCAAAAUCGAAGAAGAACAAGAAGAAAAAGAAGAAGGGAGGGAAUGCCGAUCCUACAUCACCUGUACCCGAAACUGUUGAAUCUGAGCCCCAAUCGCACUCGUCGCAAGGCCCUGGAAUGUCACGCGAUAAGAUAUGGAGCACUAGCAAUCAAGAGGAGCGCGAACGUAUAAAAGCGUUCUGGCUUGGAUUGGGUGAAGAUGAGCGGAAAUCCUUGGUCAAAGUCGAGAAGGAUGCCGUUCUGAAGAAGAUGAAGGAGCAACAGAAGCAUACAUGCAGCUGCACUGUAUGCGGACGGAAGCGAAAUGCAAUUGAGGAAGAACUGGAAGGCCUCUACGAUGCCUAUUAUCUGGAACUUGAACAAUUCGCAAACCAAGGCGAGGGACCACCAAUGCUACCAUCAGCUCGAGAUUUCGCUCUAAGACCGCCCCGGGGUCUGCCAUCAAGUUAUACCGGCCGCCCGCCAUCGCGCGGUCGAAUAGUCGAACAUGUGGGAGACGACGAAGAUGAGGACGAGCUGGAGGAGGUUUACAGUGAAGACGAAGUGGAGGACGAUGACUACAGCGACGACGAACCUCCCGAAGAAUAUCAAAACUCACAUGAACGGGACGUCGCCGAUUUCUUGACGUUUGGCAACAGCCUCCAAGUCAAGGGUACGCAGCUUCUUGAUUCACUUCUCCGCAGAUAUGGUAACAUGGACUUAGGUGGUAUUCUCACCGUGGCGGAUGACCUCCUGAAAAACGACGGCAAGCGGUUUAUCGAAAUGAUGGAACAGCUUGCCGAACGUAGGAUGGCCCGGGAAGAAGACGCCCGCGAACACUUCUCAAGGGGCUACGGUCACCCUAAUGGCUCAUACUCCAAUCCACAUAAUCAUCCUCCUCCUGAAGAAGACGAAUACGACGAAGAAGAGGACGAGGAAGAUGACUUUGAUGAUAGUCAGGAUGAGGAGUAUGAGGAGGAAGAGGUAUACUCAAACCCCUCUGUGAUACCAUCCCAGUCCCAUACUGAGUGUUGCUGCCAGGACCAAAUGACGGAGGAGCAACGAAUGGAGGAAGGCCGACGCAUGUUCCAGAUAUUCGCCGCCCGAAUGUUUGAACAAAGGGUUCUCUCGGCGUAUAAGGAGAAAGUCGCCAAGGAGCGUCAGCAGAGGCUGCUAGAAGAGCUCGAGGCCGAAGAUCGAGAAUCCGAAUUGAGGAAAGCUAAGAAGGCCAAAGAUGCGCAGAAGAAGAAGGACAGGGCUGCACAGAAGAAGCAAGCACUGGCCGAGGAGAAAGCGCGUAAAGAGGCAGAGAAGGCUGCUGCAGACGCUGCUCGUCUAGAAGCUGAGAAGCAACGGGUCGCUGAACAAAAAGCCAGGGCCGAAGAGAAACGAAAGCUAAAGGAGGCGCAGAAGAAGGCCGACGAAGAAGCUCGCCUACGCAAGGAGGCAGAGAGACAACGCCGAGCUCAGGAGCGAUCCGAACAAGACCGCAAGGCCCGCGAAGCCAAGGAAAAGGAGAAGAAGCUUAGGGAAGAACAGCGACAGAAAGAAAAGGAGGAAAAAGAGCGCGAGGCGCAGGAGCGGAAGGACAAGCAAGAGCGCGACAAGCGGGACAAGGAAGCACGUGCUGCAAAGGCACAGAAAGAUGCCCAAGCAGCCCGAGAAGCUAAGGAGAAGUUGAAGGAGGAGAAGGCAGCUGCCCAGAAGGCGGCAAGUCAAUCAUCACAACCAAUCCAAAUCCCGAAGCGUGGUUCCCAGCAUCCCGUACCGAUUCCGGCAGCUCUUCCACAACAACCUUCGAAUCCUGCAAGCUACGCCUCGCCAAAGAUUCCGGUCGCCACUCCUGUAAUGUCUAAAGCACCGACUCCCAUAAGACCUCGGACCCUCUCGCAGCAAGACAGUGGAGCGCAAUCCGCUACAGCUUCGUCUACUAGUCAAGACCCUUCACCUCAUUCCAUGACACCCAUAAUGAGCCCUGGUCUAAUUGGCCAGCGCCACGGAAGCGCAAGCACUCAGCAUUCUCACUCGGUAUCCCCAACAAAUGGACAACCGAGACUACCAGGACAAUCUCCUUUCCAGAUACCUCCUAUGGGAAUGCAUCCGCCCCCAGGAUUGCAUCACCACCCCGCACCACCAGGUUUCCCCAAUCGUAUGUCACAGGAUGGCUUUUCAGCGUUUAGACACGGCCCUGGUGCAAUGAUGCCUCCUCCUGGCAUGAAUGGGCCAGCUGGACGUGGAUUUCCCUUGCCGAUACCACCAGGGUUCUCACAGCCGGGAGUCGAUCAAUUUGACAUGAAUGGAUUCCCGAUACCGACGGACAUGCCCCCAUCAACGCAUCAUCGCCAAAGUUCAUUCCAAUUUGACGCGCCACCAACCCCAGCACAACCCAUUGGUCGACCUGCUCCUAUUGGGCGUCCUGGAAGCAUAAAUCUUGGCCGCUCAUCUGACGACAAGGAAGAUGAAACUGCACAUCUGGGUAGCCGGGCUCUGUUGGAAGAUGACGAGCCGCUCGAAGUCGAAGGAAUUAUGGGGGUGCGAAACCAACCACCUGGGCCGAGGCCCGAUUAUACCACGAGCCCCUUCUUGGCUUCAGCGUUUCCGCUGGCACCGAAUCCGUGGGGCCCUCCUGGUGUCGGUGGACAUCCUUUGCCUCCUCCUGGGCUCAACAAUCCUGUCUGGGGCGCACCAAGUGCACCUCCUGGUUUUGGCAUGUCUCCUGUUCCUGCAAUCAACUCUCUCCGAACCGCAUCACACCCUAGCUUCCCCCAACUUCGCGCAAUGCUCUGCCAGGCAUGCCAGGAACUCGCUGGCUCGGGUGACCAAGAAGGUUACAUUGACCUCUCAAUCCUGAAGUCAAGAAUUGAGGCACUAUCAGGCGACAGUAUCUCAGAAGCUAUUCUCAUCAACCUUUGCGAUACCGAAGGAAACCCCAACAACGGAGGCGGUACGCUAGUUAUCCGACAGAAUGGUGGAGGUUUUAGCCACGCCGUCCGAUGGGAACCCGAUCUAAAUGAUGGAUUUUAUCGACCCGUCGGCGCUCCAGGUGAGAUUGGCAGCCCGGUGGCCGGUCAAGCAACUCUGCGAGGGGGAAUAUAG